UAGGUUGAUCUCAGGCCCAGCCCAACGGCUGGGGCCUCUUACCCCCUGGAUCGCGCCCUGAUCGGGGGCGCCCAACCGAUCCAUGGUUGGUGGGCCCCCGACGCGCUGCGCUAUAUAAACAGGAGUGGGGGCCGCAGGCACGUUUGACGAAGUUCGCCGUGCACACAACCCCACUCGACAAAACCCUAGGCCUUCCGAUCGGCAGUGCGCAGUGGCGUCGGGAAGCACCACCGCGCCGCCUCCGUUCUACUCCUACCCCGUCGUCGGUCAGUGCCGGUGGAGGCCCGAAGGACGACGUGAUCUACAUCGGCGCAGCACCUACACUCACGCCAUGGACGUCUCCGGAUCUGCUCCUUCCGCCAACGACGACCAAGCGCUGAAUGCGAUGCACUUCAUUAGUGCAAUUCCAAAGCUGACGGGACAGAACUAUGUUCUGUGGCGCGAGGAACUUGAUGCUGCUCUAGCACUUGCUGAGAUAGAUUUGGCUCUUCAGGAGCCAAAGCCCACUGAGCCAGAGGAGCCCGAAAGGGCUCAGAAUGAGACCGAUGAAGCUUUUGCUAAUCGGAAGCGAGACUUUGCUCCCAUCAGAGCAAAGUAUGAUCUUGAGAAGUACAAGUGGGAAAAGUCAAACCGCAAGUGCAAGAUUGUCAUCAAGAAAACCAUCACAGAGGGCCUAAGAGGUGCCAUCCCAGAAUGUGAGACAGCAAAAGAAUACCUUGAGAAAGUGAAGAAUCAGUUUACUGGUUCCACCAAAGCCCAUGCUUCCACCCUGAUCCAAAAACUCACUAACAUGAGGUUCACAGGGGGGAGUGUGAGAGAGCACAUUCUGAGCAUGAGCACCAUGGCAGCCAAGUUAGAGAAGCUAAAGAUGCCCCUUGCUGAUGGUUUCCUCAUUCACCUAGCUCUAAACUCACUUCCUAAAGAGUAUGAGACAUUUGUUGUUAACUACAACACACAGCCAGAGGAGUGGGAUUUAGAGAAGGUGAUUGCUAUGUGUGUGCAAGAGGAAGAAAGGCUCAAGAAUGCAAAUGGUGGUUCUGUGAACUUUGUGAAAGGAAAGAACAAGAAGCCAUUCUACAACAAGAAAGCUCCAGAUGCCUCCACCUCCCAGAACAAGGGAGGAAGCACUUCACAGCCUAAAGCACACCCAAAGCAAGACAACCAGCACAGGCAGGAGGACCCGGAUCGCUGUAGAUGGUGUAAUGAGACAGGGCAUUGGAAGCAUGACUGCCCUAAGUUCAUGAAACAUUGCCUAGUGAAAGGGAUUCAGUGGAGGGAGAACCCUUCAAAGAGGAGAAAGACAGAUUAAGGUGGCCACUGGUGUUGAAGCUGAAGUUCAAGCUAUAGGAAAUUUAUCUCUAGAUUUAGCUAGUGGUUUCACCCUUGAGUUGCAUGAUGUUCUUUAUGUUCCCUCUUUAGCUAGAAAUUUAAUUUCAGUUUCAUGUUUGUCAGACUAUGGUUUUGAUUGCCAUUUCAGCAAGAAUGAUUGUAAGCUACAGUUAAAUAAUAAAUGUGUGGGUCUUGCCUUCCGACAAGACAAACUUUAUUUAUUA
Molecule: messenger RNA, 1553 nt
Organism: Sorghum bicolor (sorghum)
Lineage: Eukaryota; Viridiplantae; Streptophyta; Magnoliopsida; Poales; Poaceae
Exons: 2
Coding region: 332-1309 (325 amino acids)
Molecular function (GO): nucleic acid binding; zinc ion binding
Source: RefSeq, a predicted model, not a curated record